AUGUCCAAAGACAUCGACAAGUGGGUCAGUCAAUGUGUGAAAUGCCAGAAAAGUGCACUGACAAUUAAGCAGGAGACAAAACCCAUCCCAAUUGAAGUGAGUCAACCAUUUGAAUUGGUUGGGAUGGACCUUAUAGGCAAGGUUGUGAAAACAGAGGCUGGGAAUGAGUAUAUUGCAGUCAUGAUUGACUAUUUUACUAAAUGGUCCGAAGCCUAUCCUCUGCCGUCCAAAACAGCAGCAGAUGUUGCCCAGUGUAUUUUAAAGUUUUUUUAUCGCUUUGGGGGCCCAAAGCGAAUCCUGACUGACCAGGGCAAAGAAUUUGUGAAUGAGUUGAACAAGGAGCUGUGCAAAAUGCUGAACAUUGAGCGCAGCCUUUGUGCUCCCUAUCAUCCGCAGACCAAUGGGCUGGUAGAAAAGCACAAUGGGACGAUUCAAAGAGCACUGUGCAAACUUGUGAGUGAGCGACCAGAAACUUGGGACACGUACUUGGAUCCUGUGAUGUUUGGGAUCAGAACCAAAAAACAGUCAACUACCAAGUUCUCACCAUACUUCCUCCUCUUUGGAAGAGAGGCUCGUCUGCCAUGUGAGGUUCCAGAGAACAUCCUGAUAUCCUGUGAUGUUUGUGGGAGGUGGUUUCACCAUGUGUGCUGUCGUGGCAGUUUCUAUCCAUAG
Molecule: messenger RNA, 672 nt
Organism: Knipowitschia caucasica
Lineage: Eukaryota; Metazoa; Chordata; Actinopteri; Gobiiformes; Gobiidae
Source: the annotation of a GenBank genome assembly